This is a messenger RNA of Schistosoma guineensis, 945 nucleotides long. The record is from the annotation of a GenBank genome assembly. Lineage: Eukaryota; Metazoa; Platyhelminthes; Trematoda; Strigeidida; Schistosomatidae.
UUAAACAAUUGCAAGAUAAUUAAGUCUUCCUUUGGUUGUUAACUGUAUGCAGAAAACUUUCAGGGUUUUAUGUUAGGAUCGAGUAGUCUCAUAACUUUAGCGAGCUUUUAACCACUUGUCGGCGUUCAUGUACAUGUGUAUAUACGUAUAUUUAUUUAUCAACAAAUAGGAAACACUAAUUAGGUAGAAAUUCCUUCAUCGUCUUUGUGCCUCAGUCUAUAGGAUGAUGAAUUUUCGCCCAUCUUAAUAUGAGUUUACCUCAAUUAUUGGACACCUACGAAGGUGAAAUGUUUUUGAUUUUCUUGAUCUUAGAUUUAAACAAUGUCUCAAUUAAUAGAACUCAUUCUUCAGGGUGACGGUGAUAGAAUCCAGAAGUUUUUGAAAGAAUAUGAUAAAGACCCAGAAGGUUAUCUACGAUCUAUGAAUGAAUAUGACGAAAUGCACAAUUCUGCUAUUGAAUUAUUUACAAUAUUAGAUUCCAGGAAUUUUAUUGAAAAGGCAAUAAGCAAUGGUUAUAACGAGCUAAAUAAAACCGGAAAAAAUGGAUGCAAUUUAGUACAUUAUGCUGCUAUGUGGAAUCAUGCUGAUUUAAUAAAAUAUUUAUAUUUUGCUGGUGUCGACGUCUAUAGAAAAAAUAUUCACGGCGAAACCGCACAUAAACUAGCUGUUAAAUAUAAACAAGAAGAAGCAAUGCAUAUUUUAGAAUGGAUAGAAUGUCGUGAUGAAUUUAUUAUGCUGAUCCGAUUAGUCAGGGAAAUUUUAACAACUUCUGAUAAGAAUGACUAUACAAAAGAAGAAAGGAAAAUUGCAGAUUCUGCUUGUCUUGAUGGAGAAUCCUGGAUUAAUAAAAAUAAAGAAGCUACACUCAGCAUGCUUAAAACAAAAAAAGAACAAAUUGAAUUGAUUGUAGAACCAUUCUUACGGAAGAAAUCAUUAGUCAUGUAG